AUGGGAGAUGGAAGUGUAGAGGGAGGCUACAUCAAUGGUAACAAGAAGGAGUUGUUGAAAAAGAGGGAUGGGCUUGCGUGCGCAGGACUGGUCACCUCUCGAGGCCACGUCCAGGUCCACUCCACUGAGACAAAUACGUCUGUUCCUUUACCACUUCAGCCUUUGCUUUUUUCUCAUUCCAGGAGUGAUCGCGGCUUCCAGGAUGCAGUGCACAUCACAGCGAUCCUCGGCGAGUCAGUGGUGUUCAACUGCCCCGUCGAGUUCCCGGCCGACCACGCCGUGCCCUAUGUGUUGCAGUGGGAGAAGAAGGGCGUCGAGAUUCCGAUCUACAUCUGGUACGACAGCUACCCGACGCACUCGGGCGAGGGCUACGAGGGCCGAGUGUCGCGCGUCGCACCCGACUCGCACUACGGCCUCGCCUCGCUCAACCUCACUAACAUUCGCGAGACUGACCAGGGCUGGUACGAGUGCAAGGUCGUCUUCCUCAACCGGUCGCCCAACUCACACAAGAAUGGCACCUGGUUCCAUCUCGACGUUCAUGCGCCACCAAGAUUCAGUGUCACGCCGGAUGACAUAAUCUAUGUGAAUCUCGGGGAUGCGAUCAUCCUCAACUGCCAAGCGGAAGGCACACCUAAGCCAGAAAUACUCUGGUACAAAGAUGCCAAUCCUGUAGAACCUUCCGGUACCAUCGGCAUAUUCAACGAUGGUACCGAAUUGAGAAUCUCUAAUAUAAGACAUGAAGACAUAGGCGAUUACACGUGCAUCGCCCGCAACGGGGAGGGUCAGAUCAGCCACACGGCUCGAGUCAUCAUAGCCGGUGGGGCGGUGAUAAUGGUGCCGCCGACCAACCAGACGAAGCUAGAGGGUGAGAAGGUGCAGUUCUCGUGCGAGGCGAAGGCUCUGCCCGGCAACGUGACGGUGCGCUGGACGCGAGAGAGCACACCCGUCAAGGAGGUGGCCGCCCUGGAGACACGCGUCACCAUCCGUCGUGACGGGUCACUGGUCAUCAACCCGGUCAGUGCCGACGACUCCGGCCUCUACCAGUGCGAGGUCUCCAACGGCAUCGGCGAUCCCCAGUCGGCCAGCGCUCAUCUCAGUGUCGAGUAUCCAGCGAAAGUGACGUUUACUCCGACAGUGCAAUACUUGCCUUUCAGGCUGGCUGGAGUCGUCCAGUGUUACAUCAAAGCAAACCCACCUCUGCAGUACGUCACCUGGACUAAAGACAAGCGCCUACUCGAGCCCUACCAAACCAAGGACAUUGUCAUCAUGAACAAUGGAUCGCUACUGUUCACUAGGGUAAACCAAAAUCACCAAGGCAGGUACACAUGCACUCCUUACAAUGCUCAGGGCACACAAGGCUCAUCGGGCCAGAUGGAGGUGUUGGUUCGGAAGCCACCUGUUUUCACGCUAGAGCCAGACCCGUUAUACCAAAGAAAAGUGGGCGAGUCUGUGGAGAUGCACUGCGACGCUCAAGAGGCCGAAGGAACUCAGAAGCCCAACAUCCAGUGGCAGAGGAGAGACGGGCAGCCGAUGCAGCGUAACCGCGUUCGAAUUGUGGGCGGCAACAUCACAAUCGAGAGCCUGCGACGCACAGACUUUGGCUUCUACCAGUGUGUGGCCAGCAACGAGGUGGCCACCAUAGUGACUGCCACCCAGCUGGUGGUCGAAGGCACUCAGCCGCAUGCGCCCUACAACCUCUCCGCCAAUGCCAGCGAGUUCGCCGUCACCCUCACCUGGCUGCCUGGCUACAGUGGCGGUCCUGACUACAAGCAGGACUACACCAUAUGGUAUCGGGAAGCGGGCAAGUCGGACUGGCUGACGAUUCCGGUGACUCCACCCGGCAGCACAAUGGUCACCAUCAACCGACUGUCUCCCGGGACAACCUUCGAGUUCCAGGUCAUCGGCAAGAACGCCCUUGGCGACGGCAUGCUCAGCAAGGUCAUCACUGUGCGCACUCUAGACCACGGUAUCAGGGUGAAUGUAGCACCGACGGUGAAAGAGAGCGACAACCCGUUCAAUCCCCCCGAGGAUGUUCUUGAUAAUACUGUUAUUCUUUUUCCUACCGAUUCGUCGGGAGCUACUCUUGUGCCCCCAAUUUUUAGACCAACAGGGCCGAAACCAGGUCAGCCUCGAAACCUGACGGUGACUGAGAUCAGCAACGGAUUCAUGAUCACGUGGCAGGCUCCCUUGGAGCGCUUCCACCUCGUCCAGUACUACACCAUCAAGUAUCGAACCGACGGAAACUGGAAGACUCUCAACAAGGGACAGAUACGCUCUGAAGAAACCUCUUAUCUAGUUAAGAACCUGGUAGGCGGACGCACCUACCACUUCCGGGUGCUGGCGAAUUCGGUGCGGAGCUACGAGUCGAGCGACGAGGUGAAGUUCUCGGUGCCGGCACGCGUCAAGCACAAGGCGAUCACGGCCGGCGUCGUCGGAGGCAUCCUCUUCUUCAUCGUCGCUAUCAUCCUCUCCGUCUGUGCCGUCAAAAUAUGUAACAAGCGCAAGCGCCGGAAACAGGAAAAAGCGUACAAUAUGGUGGCGUGUCGAAUCACAGACUCGCGUAACGGUGGACAGCCGCCGGCCAGUGUCAGCCAAGUGCCUUUGAAGAAACUUGGACAAGGCCGAGUACCAGGUGUGAGGGGCCUACUGCGGGGCGUUGUGAAGCAGCUGGUGCGCCCGGGGGGUGGAGGGGGUUCGUCCUCGGAUGGCAGCGGUCGCAGUCGGCAGCUGGGGCGCAUCUCGCGUGCGCCCGACGGUCGCUUCGUGGUCGCUAGCGACUCCAGCAGCUGCAGCAGCAGCGACGAUGGAGGGUUCCUUGCGUUGAGGAGCAGAACAUCGUGGAGGAGACCGCUCGUCCGUCGGCCCAGCGAACAGUUCAGUUUGCGGUCGAGCUUCUCGAGCGGCGCGCCUUGGCGGACCCCCGUCAUAGCCACCGUCUACACCCCGCAGCCCAAGACACCCUUCCAAGCCAGCUCCCCUGCAUCACCCAAUUUCUUUUGGACACCACUCUCCAACCUCUUCUCCCCCGCCUACUUCUCCGACAUCAGUUCUGUGCCUCAAGUGAGUUCAGCCGAAAGAACUAUCAAAAGUGUACACGAGAGAUAUAGUCAGGAGUUGCCGUCGUUAAGAGCCAUCCACGAGGAGAACGAACGUGUGCUGGGUGGCUCACCUAGACGGAGGUCACGUUUGCCUCCCAGACACGCUAGGCAUGCGCGGUCCGCGCCCGAGUUGAACCAACUUACUCAGGAAACAUCCCCAGAGAGUCGUUCAAGUAGUAGUGGGUUUGGCUCGAAAAACACUUCCCAACGAACUGGUUCCAGCGGGGAAUGGAGGUAUCUACCACCCUACCGACCACCCCCUCCUCCUCCCCCUACAAUCAUCCCCCCUUGGGCGAAUCACCACGAACUAACCCUCACCUCCCUCCCCUCGCCCACGCACUCGGAUCUCAGUCACAACAAGCCGCUGAGUGUUGACGACCACUAUGAGUUCGACGCCGUUUUCCCGCUCUCACCAACGCCGACUGAGAUGAUGAUGAUGAGCAGGGGUCCGGCCACCCUCACUCCCACCCACCACCGCCUCUAUCACCACUCCAAGUAUGACAACAUAGAGGCGCGCGUCCAGGCCAUGAAGGAGGAGUUCCAUGCGUUCCGGCAGCGACAGGCCGCCCGGCGACGGCAGACUGCCCAACUAGAAAGUGCUUGCUAACUGGUCGAUCUCCUUUGUUCGUUUACUGUGUUAUUUUAGUGUCGCUCCAACUGCAACAUAAAUCUCACAAGCUCAAUUCAAUUAUAGCUAAUGAAUGAGUACCGAAUCAUUUUUAAUAAAUUAUGUCCAGUGAAUGCGACAGAUAUGAGUCUAUAAUUGCGCUUCACAAUAGCUCAUUAUAGAUGGAAUUAAAUAGAGAAUGAAUUUAUUCAAAUGCUAAGUAAUAUAUAAUUUUUAUUUAACGAAAAUCCUAAAUAAAUGCUGCAAAUCACCCCGAAGACCUCUGCUACUGCAGACAUUGACAACAUUGCUAUCAGCUAGAUGGAAAUUCGAUGAGAACUAUCCAAAAAUUAGUUGCCAGCCCGGGAAUCGAAUUAGUAGUUCUCAUCGAAUUUCCAUCUAGCUGUUAGCCCUGUUGUCAAUGUCUGCAGUAGCAGAGGUCUUGGGGGUGAUUUGCAGCAUUUAUUCAGGCUUUUCGUUAAAUAAUAAUUAUAGCUCAUUAAAUUUUUUCUUUCAAGAACUAACUAACUUCAUCAUUAACUAAGUAAAACUCAAUAUGUGUGAAUAAAUAGUAUUCUUAUUAGAAUAAACUUGAAGGAAUGUUUUGUCUCUCAACAAACAAAUGUUUUGUCUCUCAACAUAAUCUCGAUAACAAAAUUUAAUAAAAAUAGAAAAGAUAAUCAAUAGUGUAGACGAAAUUGAAUCAAUAAUCAAGCUCAUUCCAGAUAAGAGGAUAUAUUUCAAUAUAUCUGUAAUUGCAAUUCAAUCAAUAAUCAAAUUGAUACCAGAUAAUAAGAGAAUAUAAUAUAUUGUAUGUAUAAUAAUUGCAAUCAAUACGUCUUUAAGACUCAUAGAGAGAGUCUGAAACAAGUCCAGUCACACUAUUUUACAAUAUUGCAAAUAACACACAUAAAUGAAAUUGUAACACUUCGAAAACAGUAUGAAAUGGAAUAUUAUACUUCGCUAUACACUGAUAGUGUUCCAUCCACACUUUUUAGUCAAAUCACAUAAUUUCACAUUUUUCAAAAUAGAAUUACUGAAGCUAUUUAAAUCAAAUUGUAUUAAACUUGAGCUUGUGCUGAUUUCGUUUCAGUUUGAUCGGCUGUUGCGUAGAACGUUUAUAAUAAUUGAGAUUCGAAAAAGUCUGAUGUUAUAUAUAAUUAUAUAUUUAAUUUUAAUUUUAUUUAAACAGUUCCUCAACAGUAUGCAUGUGUGUGUGCUCUUGUAAAUAUGUUGGGCAAUUUUACUCUACUAUAUUAAAAAAAUGUAAAUAAACAGUUCCAAUAGAUAUACUACUUGUAGCAUGUAUGUAAAAUGAUUUUUUAAAUAUCAGUGCCGAGUAAAUAAUACAAACACUUCUGUCCUUUUACUGUACGGGAGGAUAAAUUAAUUGGCCAAACAUAUAUUAUAUAUUUCAAUGCACUAAUCAAUCACUCUUCAUUCAAGAAUCAUAAUAAAUCAACAUAUUUGGUCUAAUCAAUCAUUGAACACAGUUUUAGGGCGUGCCCCAGUGGUCAAGGUUUUAAAAAUGUUAGUUAAACCGAAAUUGGAAACUUACUAAUCAGCUUAACUCAAACUAUCAACUAUCUGACAUUGGUGGUACUCGAUGAGGAAUUUGUUUCUCAAAUAACAAAGUUAAAAUUCAAAUCCUAUCAAACUUUCUCUCAUAGAAAAAUAAAACAACGCAUUUCAUCUCAUAAACUACUUCAAAUAUGAUGAAUAAUUAGAAUAGCACAAAAUUAUUGUUUCAAUGAGCAUAAUUCUCAAGGAUUAACUGUGAUACCAUUUAGGUGAUUUUACAUUUCUUAACGUUGUGAUGUCUUUUAACAUUGAUGUUUUUUAUUAUUUGCAUGUGAUGAUUCUUGCCAUUUUAUUUAUUAUUAGGUCUUAAACGUCUAAGGUAUUCAAUAAUUAGAUACGUUACGAAUUUGAUUGCAUCCCUUGGCCUAUAAGUUGCACUCCUUUAUUACAAGUCUAGGAAGGGGAUUCUAUUUAGAUGGAUAAUUAUUAUUUGUGGUUCUUUAUAUUUAAAAAUCAACGGAUCAAUGUAUUAUAAAAUGUACUGGAACUAGGUUGCCUCCUUGUGCAGUUGAGAAUUUUUACAUAUUUUUGCCUUAAUAAUAAAAAUAUUCUAAAAAAUAUAUGAAAAAAUUAUAGUAAUAUUAGAAAUAGAACCGAUUAAUGCGAAAGCUUUUCAAAAUUAAUUGAUUGAUCACUAAUCGCACAUACAUAACUCUUUUAAGGUGUUGAGAACCAAUUUUAGGCGGUGCCCAGUCAAAGUUAGGAUUUUUCGAUUGAUGAAUUUUCCAAACCAAUCCAAUUAUUUUAAAUAUUUAUGAAUAAUGUGCAUGUGCUGAAUUUGAACUGUAGGUGCUGAUAAUCAUUCUAAAGAAUAAUCGUCACUAGUUGGUCAUCAGUUAGCAAGCAAUCCUGAUUGUUUGGGUGAAAGAAGAAAAGUUGUCAUUGCUCACCUGUAUGAACUUUGUAUGUUUCAUGCCAAGGCCUACAAAAUGUUGAUAUAAUGUAUUGUGAUUGUGCUGUUCAAGUCAUCUGCCUCGAUGGUAGAGAGAAAGAGAGAGAGAGACAGUGUAUUCCAGUUCACUCGCAACUAAUGCCGUUUUCUUGGCCAGUCAAGAUGAACAGUAACAACUUAUUUAUUUAUAAAUAUAUACAAAUGAAACAAAUAUGAAUAUACUCAUAUACAUUAAUGAAACUAUUAUAUACAUGUACUAUUGCAUAAAUAACCAAUGAGUUUGAAAAGUUUAAUAAUUAUUUAUACCAAAGUAAGCAUGCAACUCGUUUCAUCUCGAAGAAUCUAUUUGUCAGGUGCAUUCCUUCGUUUUCAGAAUAUCUAGGCAGAUGAAAUAUCUCAAAAGUUUCCCUUAACAAAUGGCUUUUGUAAUUUUUACGAUGUUCUGUUUUUAUUGAUAUGGCAGCUUGCUAUGUACCUUGUUCCGGUCAAGUUGAACAGUAAUGAGAGGUGUGAUUCUAAUUAUUCUAAAAUGUAUUCUCAAAUAACAAGAUUCUACUAAGAGGAUGAGUAGCUUUUAUCGCGAAAUCUACAUUCUUGGUGCUUCUUAGAUUGUUAAAUUGAAUUCUAGCUAAGUGCAGCACGGAUCGUUGAAAAUAUGGAUUCAAGUGUCCAUGACACUUCCAAUUUCAAAUACUACUAGUACGAACUAGAAACUUAACUAGAUGGAAUAAAUUGCUUAACAAAUUUCAAUCUUAUUCCAGUAAUGGUUUAGUGAAAUGCUACUUUGAAUUGCCGUAUACUUGAAGCUUAGUAGUUUUUGAAUAGGAAAUUUACAGCUUUUGAAAGAGCGUAAACUAUUAUUAAAAAAUAGCAAAAAAUUGCUAAUUGAGUAGAAGUGGUUAAUGUUUAGGUAUGAUUAAUUAAUUAAUGGAUAAAAUGGUUUGCCAGUGCUGAUUAGAGUUUUUUGUCCAAUUUAAUUUUUCGAAGGUGCUUGUGCAAGCUUGUAAAUAUUUUUCAAAAUUGCUUAUGAAAAUAAUUUUAUAUUCCAUUACAUGUCCACGAUCCCGACAAAUUAUCACGUUGAUGUUUAUAAUGGCAUCUGAUUGUUUUUAAGGAUACCAAAUAAUGCUCAAUUAAUUCUUAAAGAUGAUUCAAUAUGAAACAUCCCAGAUACGUCUGCCUGGAUUCAAUGACUUUAUGCUAUGCAUUGAGAGUAAAUUUUACUAAUGCAGUAGUUGAGAACCGAUUUUACAUUUUCGAUUUCAGAAGGAAUGCAUUGUUCAGCAAACGUAAAAUUCUAUCAAAUUCAGCUCCGUACGUCUUGAGACUGUGUCUGAGAGCGUAGUUCGAAAUAAUAUUGUAACAUUUUAUUAGAGAAACAUUAUGGAUAAUGAUUGAUCAUUUUUUAAUGUUCAUAAUCCAUGUGAAAAUUUGUCACAACUACAGUCAAACUUGAGAAAUAAUUAUGCAGUGCGUGAGUGCGAGUGCGUGUAUUUAAUGAGUGUGCGUGUGAGUGUGGGUUGCGUGCGUGUGUGCUGCACAAGUUCGUUAGUUGCUAUUCGAGAGAUACAUACAUGUAAUAUGAAAGUGAACAGCACAACUUUUUUAUUAUAUAAAUAUACAUAUAACACUAAGUGAAUUAUUUCUGAGAGCCGAGUAUUAGUGGAAUGGCGUACAACAGACUUUGAAACUACUGUAUUACCAUUAUUUAUCGAUAACUAUGAAUAAGGGAAUUCUGACUCUAUAGAGCAUCUUCAAUUGAAUUAUUUUUUUCCAAUAAUGUAUUGUUUUAGCAAAGAGAAUGUUAGACCGUGAUAUAUAAUAUAUAAGCUGUUUGUGUAUAUAUAUUAUAUAUUGAUAUGAGUAAAAACUGUAUAUUAUUUCACUCUUAUAGAAUCUCAAAUCGUUCAAAAUUUAUUUUUUUAGAGAAAAAUUUAAAUGUGAAUUAUCAUUUCACAAUAAUAUUGUUUGUUCUUGAUUGGUCUCUUCUUUAAUAGUAGGUUGCUGCCUGAGACAACUGCAUUGAAUACUACCUUGGUUUAUUUUAAGCAUUUGCUAAAAUUAAAUAGAAAAAUCUUUUCAACAUUGUACGAUUUUUCUCAGCUUUUUAGUACACAUCAGCAGGUUUGUGAUUCAUCUGAAAUCCUUGUAUGUUGAUGAACAUGAAUAUUUUAUCCUGAUUUCAAUUUAAUCUAUCACCUUUUUGAAAAAAAAAUGAAUCAAUUUAAUUGAAAGAGGCCAAUGAAGAUGUGAUUGAUGGGUUUCGUCCUUACCAAAUCUAUGAUUAACAUUUGUUUAUACUGUAAAUUUGAAAUCGACUUUUCACAGUCAAGUUGUAUUCUCAUGGCUGGGUCCAUCACAAGAGAUUCUAAAUGUUUAUCUUAAUUGAACCUUCUUUAGAAAGUAAAUGUAAUAAUAAUGAUAAUAUUAAUAAUAAAAAUAAUGAAAUGAUAAGAAUAAUGAAUAAUAAUUAGAAGACACUGUUUUUUGUAUAGCUCUUAUUUUCUAAGUAAAAUAUUAUAUUGUUGUUGACAGAGGAAAGAUAUAUAAGAAAUCGAUAAGAACUUGGAAGUGAAAAGUAAUUUUCACUCGGCUUGAUCAGAAGGAAUGUUUGUGCAAUCCAGUUUUGUGUUAAACUUAUUUUUUUAUUUCAUUCUAAUUAGGUAUUCUCUUUUAGUCAUUUUUGAAGUACAAAGUUAUUGAAUAAUUGUUUUAGUAUUGUAAUAAUUUAUAUUUAUUAAUUGUGUUGAUUAUGAAAGCGGUUCUAUUUAUUGUAUUAUAAAUUAUAUUGUCAUUCAUGAAAUAAAUUUUAAUGGUAUGCAGUCUACAAAAGGCUUCUGAACUGUUUUGUAGUGGGACUAUGAUUCAUCUAUUCAGAACUAUUUUAUUCACUGCCUCUAUUAAUCAAAUGAUACAGCUUCACGGUAUCAUAUUUUGAAUAAACUGAACUUUGAAACCCUUUUUCAUAAUUUUGCAUAAUAGUAUUCCUGUGACAAUUUUUAUAAAGCAUCGAGUGAUUGGAAUUUUCUAAAGAGUAGAAAUUCUUUUUUAACCAUAACCAUUUCCAACCAUUUUAUUAAGUUUGAAUUGCUAUUAUUCAAUAAUAUUGAGCAAGUUGAUGUUUCUGAAAUACUAUUAGAAAGUUAUUUUAUCCUCAGAGAUUGGGAGCUGUCAUUUUGUUUAUAAACUUGGAAGAAUAAGUUAGUUAUUGGCUCUUCAUGAAUACGUCUCUUGAUAAUGUUAUUAAUGUGAUGAAAGCCACUCAAUACUAAAAACAAAUGAACAGAGUUGUUAGGGUUCAAAAAAAUGUAUUGAAUACAAAUUUUACCUUCCGUCUUAUACUGUAAUACUAGAAAUUAUCAACUCGUGCCAUUAAAUUAUUAUUUAAACUGCACGGUUUAAUUGUCAGACAUAAAUAUAUGAAGCGAUUGAUUUAAUAAUCAAGUACGACGGUGCUUUGCUGGACGUACUUCAAUGUACUACCGUACUUUACUUUCUUUAGAGCAAAAUAUUAUUGAUGGAAAUAAAUUGGAAGUUGCAAUUGUAUUUAAUAAUUAUUAUUAUUCAACAUAUUAUUUGUCUAACAUAAGUUCAUCUCAGAUAAAUAACAUGAGAAGAGUAUUUCUUGCAUAUUCUUGUGUUCUUGACUCCACUCCUAGCAGCAUCUCAUUGUUAUUCUAUUUCCUUUCUCAAAAUUAUCAAUAAUAUUUUGACCUGCUAGAAUCUAUUGAAGCUCUUUUUACGUUGUUUGUAUCAUAAUUGUGUUCUGUUCAAGUUUUAUGUAGAUAGUAGUGACUUUAAAUUGUUGGAAUUUUAAUCGAAACUAGAAGGAUUGCAAAAACAAAGCAAAUGAAAGUUUAAUUUGUGGAAAGCAUGAAAUUGUAAAAAAGCAGAAGAUAUACAGUAUAUAGAAAGUAAUGGACUGCAUAUAUUUCAAUUAUUUAAAAAAAGCAAUUUUUCUGUAGUUAAAUAAAAUGAUCUCUUAUUGUA
This is a messenger RNA of Nilaparvata lugens (brown planthopper), 10168 nucleotides long. Its product is annotated as protein turtle. Gene Ontology annotation, biological process: homophilic cell-cell adhesion; axon guidance; dendrite self-avoidance. NCBI's taxonomy places the organism in Eukaryota, Metazoa, Arthropoda, Insecta, Hemiptera, Delphacidae. The coding region runs from base 1 to 3705 and encodes 1234 amino acids. The transcript is spliced from 17 exons. Gene Ontology annotation, molecular function: cell-cell adhesion mediator activity. Gene Ontology annotation, cellular component: axon; plasma membrane. The record is from RefSeq and is a predicted model, not a curated record.